CACAUGACAUGAAGGCAGUGUGGAGGGAAAGCGGACGGAUGUAGUGGGACAGAGGCAGGACGACACGCCACGGGUAGAGACAGAGCCGAGCCGCGAGCGGAGGACGGAUCUGUGUGGAGAUAUUUGGAGUUGGAGGAGGACACUGGCACUUCUCUGAUCUUAGUAAGAAGACAGAUAAUUCACUCUCGGAGCACCGGUCAAACACUCACACAACCUCAUACACUUACACAUUUCAACAGACUCAUUAUCACAUACACACGCAGGCACCAGAGCAGAUAUGAGUGAGGAUAAACCAGCGGAUGCUGUGGAAACUGCCCAUGCUGAGGUAAACGCUAUUCCAAAUGGAAAAGGCCAUGAGCCCGGGGAGGAGAUCACAGCAUCGGCCAAAACACCGUCUGCAGACACCGGUGAAAAGGAAACUGUACCCAACAGUGCCCAGAAUGAAAGACCCACCAGAAAUGAGAAUACAGAGGCCAACCUCCAAGAGAGCCAGGAGUUCUUAUCGGGCAUGGAGGACAAAAAGACCCCUCAAUUUACAGAUUUUGAGGGGAAAACUUCGUUUGGGAUGUCAGUCUUCAACCUGGGCAAUGCGAUCAUGGGAAGUGGAAUCCUAGGACUGGCCUACGCCAUGGCCAACACAGGGGUCGUCCUGUUUUUGGUACUUCUUACAGUGGUGGCAGUCCUCUCGUCGUAUUCCAUCCAUUUACUGCUAAAGUUGUCUGGUAUUGUAGGUAUUCGUGCGUAUGAGCAGCUCGGCUACAGAGCCUUUGGGACCCCGGGGAAGAUGGCGGCAGGUAUUGCCAUCACGCUGCAGAACAUUGGAGCCAUGUCCAGUUACCUGUACAUAGUCAAGUAUGAGUUUCCUUUGGUCAUCCAGGCCUUUCUGAGGGUGGAUAAACCUGCAGGUGAAUGGUACCUGAACGGGAACUACCUCGUGAUCAUCGUGUCUAUUGCAGUAAUAUUACCUCUGGCUCUCAUGAAACAGCUAGGAUACCUGGGAUACACCAGUGGUUUCUCCCUGAGCUGCAUGGUUUUCUUCCUCAUUUCGGUCAUCUACAAGAAGUUCAAUACCCCGUGUCCAUUUACGGACUUUUCAUUCAAUAGCACGGCCAGUGUGCUGAAUGUCAGUGCCAUGGAUCCCGGUGGGGAGCCUGAUCCUUCCUGUAUUCCCAAAAUGGCCAACCUCAACUCACAAACUGCCUACACCAUCCCCAUCCUGGCGUUCGCCUUUGUGUGCCACCCCGAGGUCCUGCCCAUCUACACAGAGCUGCGCAAUCCCACCAAGAAAAAGAUGCAGCAUGUGGCCAACAUCUCCAUUGCAGUCAUGUACUGCAUGUACUUCCUGGCUGCCCUUUUUGGAUACCUAACUUUCUAUGGUGAAGUGGAAGCAGAGCUGCUUCACACCUACAGCCGCAUUGACCCGUAUGACACUUUGAUUUUGUGUGUGCGUGUGGCUGUACUCACUGCUGUCACACUCACUGUACCCAUUGUGCUCUUUCCUGUGAGAAGAGCGAUCCAGCAGAUGAUAUUUCCCAACAAGACCUUUAACUGGCCCCGUCAUAUCGCCAUUGCCGUCGUUCUGCUCACUUUCAUCAACCUGCUGGUCAUCUUUGCUCCCAACAUCCUGGGCAUCUUUGGGAUCAUUGGUGCCACAUCUGCCCCUUGUCUCAUCUUCAUAUUCCCUGCUGUCUUCUACCUUCGUAUUGUUCCAAAUGAAGAGGAGCCAAUGCGCUCAUUCCCCAAAGUCGUGGCCGUCUGUUUUGCUUGCAUAGGAUUCCUGUUUAUGAUAAUGAGCCUGAGCUUCAUCAUCAUUGAUUGGACAUCGGGCAGCAGCAAAGCCAGCAGUGGUCACUAGGCGCCACCUUCCAUUUUUUCUUUUUUGAGGUUUUACAUUGUUGAUUUAGAUCUGUGUUGUAAUGUUCAAGUUCUUACUUUGAAUAAUGUGUGACGCUAAAGAUGCCCUACCUUUUCCAUUAGAGAAUAUUGGCCACAGAGAUGAAGUCGAGUUCAGGAUGACGUUACACUGUCCUGUACAUCCUGCCAAACAGUCACUGCAGAUCUAGGCCGGUCUACCAACUAGAAAGUUGAUAGUUGAAUUCACAAAAUAGGCCAGGUGCAUAAAGAUUAAUGUUGGCAUUAGGAGGCUGUGCCUUGUGAGAUGGAUGUUAAAACCAGAUAAGUAACAAAAUAGAAAGCAGCUGUCAUUAUACGGCUGACCCUGCGUUGGUUGUGAUCAUCUGCCCAUCCUGUCUUGACCCUAAGAGGAUCUCCGAUCUGCAAUCUGCUACUCAGAUUAGAAUAGACCAUCUAAGGCGCCUCCAUUUUAACUGUUGACAAAAAUCUGUUCAAUGAUAGACAAUUAUUAAUAUAUAAUGUUUACGUCUAUUAUUAUUAUUAUUAAGUUAUUUGAAUAACUACAUAUGUUUGUCACUCCGUGCAACUGCAGGUGAAAGUAUAGUAAAAGCUAUUGCACAGAAAGAAAGAUAAGUUCAGGUAUAGUAGGAAAUAAUCUUGAUUUAUACCACUCUCAAUGCUCUGUACAGCAAAUUUGAAUUUACAGCCAGCAGCUGGUUAGCUUAGCUUAGUAAAAAGACCAGAAAAUGUCAAACUGUUCUUUCAAAGUGUGCACCCUUUAGCUCCUAUGCCACUAAGUUGGUUAUUUUAAGGUCUGGAGGUGUUACAUUCUCAACUUUGACAGAGUGGGGUGCUAAACCACACAGACAGUAUGUGGUAAAGUGUUUUAAGCACAUUUAUCAAAGCAUUCCUACACAAUAUGAUCAAGAUGUAUAUUUUUAUUAUGAAUCACUACUUGAUGAAAACCUCAGAAGAUGCAGAAUGGACUGAUGACCUGAUCCUCAGUUCGUCAUUUCAGGUUAGGACGGUUUUUAGAUGGCUCUUGGCUGUCCAGAUCACCACAUAAAACAAUGCCUUGUGUCCGCAUUUUCUUUUAGUAGUACUGUGUAAAUGAAAGUAAUAAAUGGUACCGAAGACCUCAUCAGUUGGAUUGUACAGAUCAAAGUGAUAGAUUAAAUGAAAAGAAGAAAGUCACUGCUCAGUGUUGGUAAUGAUCGAGGGAUGAUUUUUACCUGAAAGAUGUGUUGUUUCUGAACAUUUACUGGAAGUAAUCAGAGAUAACCAAAAAAAUGAAAAAAAACAACAGGGUCAUUUCACGAAGUGGUUAGUAACAGUUUGAUGUCUCUAAAUAUUUCUGUGUCCAGCACAAGCUUGAUCCCUAACAGAAAUGACAAACAUGGGAUUACUGUCUCUUUAACAAUUUUGAAAGGUUUGUGGUUAGCAAUAGCACUUUCCGUUGAUAAGCACAACUUACUGUAGCCAUUAAUAAGUUAAUACGCAAGCAAAUGCUUUGUGAGAAAGUCCCAUAUUCGAUAGAUGUGAUAUAAGGGCAUGUCCCUUUCGUAUAACUAAAUUUUUUGGAGAUAUGUAAUCAAUCUAAUGUAGAUUACGAGCAAUUUAGCAAUGCGUCAAUGGUAUAAUAUGGAUGUCUUCUCAAACAUUACUUGAAAUAAUGUUAAGGUUAGCUUUCCUGUGAGCCCCUGAUACCAUUCAUUUCCUCCUCUGGUCCGUACUGUAGCUAAAUCAACUAAUCAGUUGGAUGUACUGGUGUCUUUGUUGUUUAAAAAAGAAAACAUGGCUCCAUUGUAUUUGAACUUAAAACCUAUAAGUAUUAGUGUUGUUAAACCUGGACCUAUACUCUGAUCAGAAGUAUAAUUCUAGUGUUUGUCUCCUGCCAUUGAUAUAUUAACUGUUGUUUUGAACUUCAUGUUUAGUGUUUAUUCGGUUGACUCUGAUCCAGUGAUGAAAUAUUCUGUUAAUGAUUGAUUUUAUGUGGUUGUCUUUUCAUACAUUUGUCUUUUAUAGUCAGUGGCAUAUCAUCAGUGGUAAAGUUUGGGUCAUUUUUGACUUCCUUGCUGCUUGUUGGCAGACAGUAACUUUUUGACUCUGAGUUGUUAGUGAGCUGGUGUACUGGCCUAUAUUUCAAUAUAUUUUCUUAUGAUCAACUCUGUUACACCAGAGGACAGUGAGUGCUGUGAGGGUAAGUCGGUACUGUCCUGUCAAUUGGUUAAACACCAAACCUCUUUUAAUCUCUUUUUCCAUUGUAUCUAGAUAUUUGGUUGUCUUAAUGUAACUGUAUGCAGAAGGAAUCAUGCGAAUCAGCCACUGGGGCAUGACAUAAUGUUUGGUGUUGUUCUACCAAUGCCAUGGUUAUAUUUAUCCCCAACUUCCUGUUCCUUGUUUGACCUUAGUGAGUUUUUCUAAAGUGCACACAUACAAAACUCUUCGAAAUCUCACAAUACGCAAAAAAGUAAAAAUAAACACGAGGCAACAAAGUGAGGUUAAAGGGGAUACACUGUGUUAGUGGCUGAUACAAUAUGAUCUCCGAGGACCUCUAUUUAGAUCUCAGUGUUGUAAGUCCCUCUUUGUGUGAUUUAUUGAAAUGUGUAUGAUUGAAUAGUAACAUAUUAAAUAUUGACAUUGGCCAGCAUUUAUAAAUAAUGUAUAUAAAUGUAUACCCCUUUAUAUUCUAUAUGCAUAUCUAGUUUGUACAAUGUAAAUAGCUAUUAAAGUUUUAGUCCAAUUAAAAAUAUAAAUGUAAUCAUUUUCAAAGUGCUUUUAAACUUCUUUGUCCUUCAUUUCAUGUCAAUUUUCUUGUAUCUCUAUAUAUUUUAAUAUGAUGCUGGCAGUUAUUGUA
This is a messenger RNA of Anoplopoma fimbria (sablefish), 4711 nucleotides long. RefSeq names its product sodium-coupled neutral amino acid transporter 3-like. Gene Ontology annotation, biological process: amino acid transmembrane transport; L-glutamine transport; histidine transport. Lineage: Eukaryota; Metazoa; Chordata; Actinopteri; Perciformes; Anoplopomatidae. The transcript is spliced from 17 exons. Gene Ontology annotation, molecular function: L-histidine transmembrane transporter activity; L-glutamine transmembrane transporter activity; L-asparagine transmembrane transporter activity. The record is from RefSeq and is a predicted model, not a curated record. Bases 278 to 1855 code for a protein of 525 amino acids.